AUGGCUCAGGAAUACAAACUCAAAGAUAUUACCUCCCUUGGGGGCAUCAAAGGCCUGGAGAAGGUCGAGUGCGAGGUAGAGGGUGUACAGGACGGCAAGGUGCUGCUUGUGAAGUCGGACGGCAAAGUACACGCCAUCAGCCCGAGAUGUACUCAUUAUGGUGCUCCAUUGAAACUGGGUGUUGUUUCUCCCGAGGGCAGGAUCACUUGUCCGUGGCAUGGAGCUUGCUUCAAUAUCACGACUGGAGACGUGGAAGAUGCCCCGGCCCCCGCAGCCCUGAAUACAUUCGAGCUUGUCGAGAGAGACGGAGCCGUGUAUAUUAUUGGCGAAGAGGCAGCCAUCAAAGCCGGCCAACGGCCCACCGACAUCCAGUGCAGCGCUGACGGCGGCGGCGGCCUCGUCAUCGUAGGCGGCGGCUCCGGCGCCCUGGGUGUUCUCCUCUCCAUUCGAGACCUGAAAUACCAGGGCCCCAUUACGCUCAUCACGCGCGAACCAAAUCUAAUCAUCGAUCGCCCGAAGCUCUCCAAGGCCCUGAUCCCUGACGCCGAGAAGCUCCUCCUCCGCCCCGCGCACUGGUACCGCGAUGCAGGCAUCGAGACCGUCACGGACGAAGUCACCUCCGUCGACUUCGCCCAGAAGACCGUCGCCACGCGCUCCGGAAAGUCCUACCCCUACACCAAGCUCGUCCUCGCGACGGGCGGCGUCCCGCGCACGCUCCCGCUCGAGGGCUUCCAAGUCCUCGAGAACAUCUUCACCCUCCGCACCGUCGCCGACGUCCAGGACAUCCUCGCCGCCAUCGGCACAAACAAACAGAAGAGGAUCGUCGUCAUCGGCUCCUCCUUCAUCGGCAUGGAAGUCGGCAACGCCCUCGCCAAAGACAACCACGUCACCAUCGUCGGCCAGGAGCAAGCGCCGCUGCAACGCGUCAUGGGCCUCGACGUCGGCCGCAUCUUCCAACGCAAUCUCGAAACCGCCGCCGGCGUGACCUUCCGGCUCGCCGCCCCGGCCGUCGCAAGGGCAACGCCCUCCCCCGACGACCCCCGCAAAGUCGGCGCCGUGCACCUGCGCGACGGCACCCUCCUCCCAGCCGACCUGGUCAUUCUGGGCGUCGGCGUCCGCCCCGCAACAGACUACCUCCACGGGAACCCCGCGGUCUCGCUUGAACUCGACGGCUCCAUCAGAACCAACGAGCACUUCGCCGUCCCAGGCUUGCACGACGACGUCUUCGCCGUCGGCGACAUCGCGACUUAUCCCUACCACGGGCCCGGCGCGGCCCCGCACACGGGCUCCCUCGUCCGCAUCGAACACUGGAACGUUGCCCAGAACGCUGGCCGGGCGGUUUCCCGCGCCAUCGUGCAUACUCUCAACCGCUCCUCCUCCUCCUCCUCUUUGCAAACACUCAAACCCAAGACCUUCAUCCCCGUGUUCUGGUCUGCGCUCGGUGCGCAGCUCCGGUAUUGCGGCAGCACCGCGAACGGAUGGGACGAUGUGCUUCUCCAGGGAGAGCCGGACAACGCCAAGUUCGUGGCGUAUUACUGUCGGGGCGAGACGGUGGUGGCUGUUGCAACGAUGGGCAUGGAUCCCGUGAUGGUGAAGAGUGCAGAGCUGAUGCGGAAACACAAUAUGUUGACCAAGACGCAGAUCCAGAGUGGAUGUGAUGUUUUGAGCGUUGGGGUUUUCUGA
Molecule: messenger RNA, 1683 nt
Organism: Aspergillus ochraceoroseus IBT 24754
Lineage: Eukaryota; Fungi; Ascomycota; Eurotiomycetes; Eurotiales; Aspergillaceae
Gene: nfr1
Product: putative AIF-like mitochondrial oxidoreductase (Nfrl)
Exons: 2
Coding region: 1-1683 (560 amino acids)
Cellular component (GO): cytoplasm
Molecular function (GO): flavin adenine dinucleotide binding; 2 iron, 2 sulfur cluster binding; oxidoreductase activity, acting on NAD(P)H
Source: RefSeq, a predicted model, not a curated record